Molecule: messenger RNA, 1204 nt
Organism: Nelumbo nucifera (sacred lotus)
Lineage: Eukaryota; Viridiplantae; Streptophyta; Magnoliopsida; Proteales; Nelumbonaceae
Product: PRA1 family protein A1
Cellular component (GO): membrane
Source: RefSeq, a predicted model, not a curated record
AAACUUCAUUCCUAUGUCUAUGUCCAUGAUCUUUCAGUCUCUGGAAUUGAAGGGUCUUUUGCCUCUGCGAAUUAAGAAAAAAAUUAAAUCGAAAAUCGAGUCUGCAAAUCUUCUUAUAAUUUCUUUGAAUUUCUUAACUCGGACGAACCAUUUUUAGAGAUGGAUUGGGGAAACGUAACAACGGAAGAUCUGAUCGAUGCGCUUCGUGAAGUGGACUGGUCGUCACCUCCUCGUCCCCUUGCUGAGUUCUUCUCCAAAUUCACCUUCCCUAGAUCACACGCCAAAUGGAACAGUCGUCUCAAGUGCAAUCUCUACUAUUAUCGGACCAACUACUUCAUCAUGAUAAUUUUCAUACUUGGGAUGGGAUUUCUAAGGAGGCCUCUUGCCAUUGUUGCUUCUCUUGUAACAGCCCUAAACAUUGCUUUCCUGAACGAUAGCUUUGCAGUUACUUUUAAUGAGAAGGUAACAAGAACUGUGAGACAGUUCUCUCCACAUUUAGCUGCAAAGAUGAGACCACCUAUGGUGCCUGUUAUUCGGGGGCGCCCAUCACCUAGAAAAGCAAUUCAUAUAUGUGGAAAGCCUCGUUGGAUGUUUGUCUUGAUAUUUUCAGCAGUUAGUUGCAUUCUGUGGAUCACGUCUUGUGGUCUCCUUACAGUUCUAUGGGCAUUUGCCAUUGGCCUUCUUGCAACCAUCCUUCAUGCAAGCUUUAGAACACCUAAUCUAAAAGCACGCCUGAACACAUUCCGUGAAGAAUUUCGUGCAGUGUGGCGCAAUUAUAGUGAACUGUAAUUGGGUGCAUUAUGUGUUCAUAAAAGAAUCCUACAAUUGGUUGUAAGCUGGCUGACGAGUUUGUGUUCUGAAGUUGAGCUAAGGGCUUUACCGGUUAUUGCUGCUGCGGCCGCACUGUUCUUCUAAAAUGCUGUUAUUGGCAGACCCCCCUCCCUAAGUAGCUGCAUAUCCGUAUAGAUCGCUGGAUGUAAAUCUUUUGCAGAUCUAAUUUGUGUAAUACUUAAUAUCUCCCAUUUAUGGAGAAACAAUUGAGAAUUUAUGAGCUGAAAUUCUUCAGGAUUUUUGAGCCUUCUAGGAAUGCUUUUCAAUUUAGGAAAGCAAUCACCCAUUCUUGGAUGAUUUUAUCUGGUUGUAGCACCAUUAUUUAUGAAUGAGACUUGAAUUUAGAUAGCGUGGGCUUGUGAUUUAUUUUCUA